AUCUCACCGGGAGAAGGCGAAGGGCAUCCGGGAUAACGGCCGAGAGGGGAGCCACUGAAACGCAUUUCUAGAGUGGACUAACGGACAGUGGACGCUUCAUUCAUCUAUAUCUUGGGCCUAAACCCCGGUGGAGUGACUCCCCCCCCCCCCCCCCCCCCCGUGGUUCUGAGGUUGAGGACGUCGGCCCAUCGGCCCCCGACGCCGCCAGCACGUGACGCUUCUAAGGACUUUCAAUGCAUCGUUUAAGGACUUGUGCGGCGCGGCUGCGUCCGUUCACCGCCUCGCAGGCAGCUCAGACUUUCGGCCCUCAGCGGCCAAUGACAGCCGCCUCCACGGGCGGCGCCAGGACGUUUCAGCCAAUCAGGUGCUACACGGCGCCCGUGGCCUCGGAGCCGUUUCUCAACGGGACGAGCUCCAACUACGUAGAGGAGAUGUACUUCGCCUGGCUGGAGGACCCGAAGAGCGUCCACAAGUCGUGGGACGUGUUCUUCAGGAACGCCAACGCCGGUGCUCCUCCAGGAGCAGCCUACCAGUCUCCUCUGGGCCUCUCUGCUGCUCCUCUCUCCUCUCUGGUGGGAGCUCAGCCCAACGUGGAGAAGCUGGUAGAGGAUCACCUGGCGGUGCAGUCGCUCAUCAGGGCCUACCAGAUCCGGGGGCACCACGUGGCUCAGUUGGACCCCCUCGGCAUCAUGGAUGCCGAUCUGGACUCGUGUGUCCCCACUGACAUAAUCACGUCCUCUGACAAGCUGGGCUUCUACGGCCUGGAUGAGUCCGACCUGGACAAGGAGUUCCGACUGCCCACCACCACCUUCAUCGGGGGCUCGGAGAGCGCUCUGCCGCUAAAGGAGAUCAUCCGCCGGCUGGAAAUGGCGUACUGCCAGCACAUCGGGGUGGAGUUCAUGUUCAUCAACGACCUGGAUCAGUGCCAGUGGAUCAGGGAGAAGUUUGAGACUCCAGGAAUCAUGCAGUUCACUCUGGAGGAGAAGAGGACGCUGCUGGCCCGCAUGGUCCGCUCCACCAGGUUUGAGGAGUUCCUCCAGAAGAAGUGGUCUGCAGAGAAGCGCUUCGGUCUGGAGGGAUGUGAGUCUCUGAUCCCGGCUCUGAAAACCAUCAUCGAUAAAUCCUCUGAGAACGGAGUGGAGAACGUCAUCAUGGGCAUGCCCCACCGAGGCCGUCUGAAUGUUCUGGCCAACGUGAUCCGUAAAGAGCUGGAGCAGAUCUUCUGUCAGUUUGACUCCAAGCUGGAGGCCGCGGACGAGGGCUCUGGAGACGUGAAGUACCAUCUGGGGAUGUACCAUCGGCGCAUCAACCGCGUGACGGACCGGAACAUCACGCUGUCCCUGAUGGCCAACCCGUCCCAUCUGGAGGCCGUGGACCCCGUGGUGCAGGGCAAGACCAAGGCGGAGCAGUUCUACUGCGGGGACAACGAGGGCAAGCGGGUGAUGUCCAUCCUGAUCCACGGGGACGCGGCGUUCGCGGGCCAGGGGAUCGUGUACGAGACGUUCCACCUGUCCGACCUGCCGUCCUACACCACGCAUGGCACCGUGCACGUGGUGGCCAACAACCAGAUCGGCUUCACCACGGACCCCCGCGUGGCGCGCUCCUCGCCGUACCCCACCGACGUGGCCCGCGUGGUCAACGCGCCCAUCUUUCAUGUGAACGCCGACGACCCCGAGGCCGUGAUCUACGUGUGCAAGGUGGCAGCCGAGUGGAGGGCCACGUUCCACAAGGACGUGGUGGUGGACCUGGUGUGCUACAGGCGCAUGGGGCACAACGAGAUGGACGAGCCCAUGUUCACGCAGCCUCUGAUGUACAAGCAGAUCAAGAAGCAGAAACCGGUUCUGCACAAAUAUGCAGAGAAGCUGAUCGCAGAGGGUGCCGUGAGCCGGCAGGAGUACGAGGAGGAAAUUGCCAAAUACGAUAAGAUCUGUGAGGAGGCCUACAACCGGUCUAAAGACGAGAAGAUCCUCCACAUCAAGCACUGGCUGGACUCCCCCUGGCCUGGUUUCUUCACUCUGGACGGACAACCGAAGUCCAUGAGCUGCCCCUCCACCGGUCUGACGGAGGAAAACCUGAACCACAUCGGAGGCGUGGCCUCGUCCGUCCCCGUGGAGGACUUCACCAUCCACGGAGGUCUGAGUCGGGUCCUGAAGAGCCGAGGGGAGAUGGUCCGUCAGCGCACCGUGGACUGGGCCCUGGGGGAGUACAUGGCCUUCGGGUCCCUGCUGCAGGAGGGAGUCCACAUCCGACUGUCGGGGCAGGACGUAGAGCGAGGCACCUUCAGCCACCGUCACCACGUCCUCCACGACCAGAACGUGGACAAGAGGAUCUGCAUCCCCAUGAACCACGUGUCCCCGGACCAGGCCCCCUACACCGUGUGCAACAGCUCCCUGUCCGAGUACGGGGUCCUGGGCUUCGAGCUGGGUUUCGCCAUGGCCAGCCCCAACGCCCUCAUCCUGUGGGAGGCUCAGUUCGGGGACUUCCACAACACGGCCCAGUGCAUCAUCGACCAGUUCAUCUGCCCCGGGCAGGCCAAGUGGGUACGGCAGAACGGCAUCGUGCUGCUGCUGCCACACGGCAUGGAGGGGAUGGGUCCAGAACAUUCUUCAGCUCGUCCUGAGAGGUUCCUCCAGAUGUGCAACGACGACCCCGACGUCAUGCCGAGCCUCACGGAGGACUUCGAUGUGCAGCAGCUCUACGACUGUAACUGGAUCGUUGUGAACUGCUCGAACCCUGGAAACUACUUCCAUGUCCUGAGGAGACAGAUCCUGCUGCCCUACAGGAAGCCUCUGAUUGUCUUCACCCCCAAAUCUCUGCUGCGCCACCCAGAGGCCAGAUCCAGCUUUGAUGUGAUGCUGCCUGGAACCCACUUCCUGAGGCUGAUCCCAGAAGAGGGCGUGGCCUCUGAGCGCCCUGAAGAGGUGAAGCGUCUGAUAUUCUGCACAGGGAAGGUUUACUACGAGCUGACCAAGGAGAGGAGGAGCCGAGGCAUGGAGGCCACGGUGGCCAUCGCCCGCAUCGAGCAGCUGUCCCCGUUCCCCUUCGACAAGGUGAAGGCGGAGUCCGAGCGCUUCUCUAACGCCGACCUAGUCUGGUGCCAGGAGGAGCACAAGAACCAGGGUUACUACGACUACGUGAAGCCCCGCAUCAGGACCACCAUCCAGAGGGCCAAGCCUGUCUGGUACGCGGGCCGAGGGCCGGCUGCCGCCCCGGCGACGGGCAACAAGAAGGCUCACCUGAUGGAGCUGCAGCGUUUCCUUGACAACGCCUUCGGCCUGGACGCCUUCAAGGACCAGCAGUGACCUUUGACCCAUUGAACCUCCCCUACAGACUGCAUCUACACAUACAGGAAUAUUGCACAGUACAUACUGCUUAUCCCAACUACUAGAAGUACUACAGGAGUACUAACUAGUAGUAAUUGUGUAGUACUAACUAGUAGUACUACUAGUUAGUACUACACGAUUACUACUUGUAGUACUGUUAUUUCAUCAGAACAUAUUACAGAUACAAGUAUCAAUAAAUCUGUUUUUACCUUUAUUGAUGAAAUAAAACAAAAUAUUGAGUACUUCAUGGUAUCAGUAUGUAGUACUACUUCCAGUACAUCACAGUACAUACACAGUGUGUACUUUAUGGUACAGGUAUGUAGUACUACUUCCAGUACAUCAGUGUGUACUUCAUGGUAUCAGUAUGUAGUUCUACUUCCAGUACAUCACAGUGCAUACACAGUGUGUACUGACUACUUAAUAUAUGCAUACUAAUGUAUUAGAAGUGUAUACUAUUAGUCUGGAGUACUACUGUGUACUACUGUGUUCAGUAGUACAUCAUCAAAUUGAUACAUACAUACUAGAACACUAUGAUACUUGGAGUAAAAUACACAGAAUGCAUUCAUAUUACUCUCAGAUACACAGAUUACUUUUCUUUUAUAUUCAGAAGCUUUUAAAAAAAAGUUGUUCCUAUAUUUGAGCAACGGGUUGCCAGGUUGCUGAGAUUGGCAACGUGACACUCACUUGCACGCACACACACUCCAGCUGUCUUGUGUACUAGCAGGUGUUGCAUCAUGUUCAUCUUCAUCGUCAUCUUCACCUGAAACGUUCCAGGAAACAUUUUAGUUUUUGAUAUAUCGGCUCGUUAGCAUUGUUAGCUUCCUUUAGAGCUCCCAUUGUAAACCAAUGGGCGCCCGGCUAACAGAAGGCAGAUGGCGGAGCCUCGCAGCAGGUGGAGGAGGAAGAGGCGGUUGUUGUUGUGUGUUGGCUCGGUAAUGGAAAGAUCUUGAAGUCGUUGGUCACCACGGCAACGCUCAACUCCACAUUUAAAUUUAAUUUUUUCUUUAUGUUUUGGGGAUUCAAAAUGAUUCUGAUUUAACCGCUCAGCUUAUCCUCUCCCUCCUCAUGUGCUCCCUCCUCUCCUCAACUCAUCCUCUUCUCCUACUCUUCUUUCCAACUCCUCUCCACCUCCUCUUCCUCUCAUCUUCUCUCUUGUGAGCGUUCAUCUCGUGCCAAAGCGGAGCGUCUCAUGUUGUGUUUUGAAUGAACUCCUGUCAACAGGAAGUGACUCCUGUCAACACAAAUGGCAGAAGAAGAACUGCAGCUUGUUUCUUCAGAAAAUGAUUAAUUUAUUUUCAUAAUGGGAUUAAACUUCUCUUCAUUGUUUUGCUUCAUUCAAUAAAGAAAUCUACUGAA
Pseudoliparis swirei is the source of this 4679-nucleotide messenger RNA. It is a transcript of the gene ogdha, whose product is annotated as oxoglutarate dehydrogenase a. Lineage: Eukaryota; Metazoa; Chordata; Actinopteri; Perciformes; Liparidae. The coding region runs from base 234 to 3302 and encodes 1022 amino acids. Gene Ontology annotation, biological process: tricarboxylic acid cycle. The record is from RefSeq and is a predicted model, not a curated record. Gene Ontology annotation, molecular function: oxoglutarate dehydrogenase (succinyl-transferring) activity; thiamine pyrophosphate binding. The transcript has 22 exons. Gene Ontology annotation, cellular component: mitochondrion; oxoglutarate dehydrogenase complex.